Messenger RNA from Mycetomoellerius zeteki, 934 nucleotides. RefSeq lists its product as uncharacterized. The coding region runs from base 7 to 876 and encodes 289 amino acids. The transcript has 6 exons. Lineage: Eukaryota; Metazoa; Arthropoda; Insecta; Hymenoptera; Formicidae. The record is from RefSeq and is a predicted model, not a curated record.
AGGAUCAUGAGCGAUCAAGAAGACAUCACGAUUUCGAUAAUUCGAAUGGAGAAACUUUUAACGAGAGUUACGAAUAGACUGAAGGAAUCGAUUGAAAAAUGUGGAGUCGAUGCUUCGUCAUUACUUCGAGAGAUCAUCGAUCUCAUUGAGCUCCUAAAAAAAUUCGUUAUAUCCCGUAUGAAGAAAACUCCCGAUGUAGAAUCCAAGCACGCUAUCAAUUUGCACGAUUGCCGAACAAAAAUAGCGGAAGUCUUGGCGGAACUCGAAGCUUUGCAGGAAAUGUCUGAAGAACAAAACUCGAGCUCUGAAAUUUUUCUGAGGGAUAUUGUUGUCUGCGUAAAUGACGAAGAAGAGAUAAUGCGAAGCAUCAAGGAAACAUCAGAAAUAGAGAUACCAAAAGAAAUAGAGGAAUCAAUGCGGGAAAUGAUGAAUGUAAGGGAACGAGAGGAAACACGAUGGAAAAUACUACAGUCUGAAAUAGAUUCAACAGAGCGCAGAUUGUACAACGUUACAGAAUUCAAUGCAACAUCUGAGAAAAAGCUUUUUGAUAUAUGUGCAAACAUUGAACAACAAUAUAUUGCGCUUCUUGCUAAAUAUGAUUGCGACAUCGGUGCGUCUCAUGCGUUGACAGAAGAACUAUCAAAAAACAAUGAAAUUAUUAUAGAAAAAAUUAAAGAAAUGGAGGAUCAGCUGGCCGUGCAACGGGAACUGUAUGUUCAAUUCAAGAAAGAGCGAGAACUCACGCUAAUGAUAGCUUUCACCAAACAAUUAGAUUUGCUUAGGCGCAACCGAGCCGCCAAGAUUAUCCAAAGAGCAUGGAAAGCAUACUUCGAGCGUAUUUCUUUAAAGAAACGACGAAAAACGAAGAGAAAAUAAGACAAUUUCAUUAGUCUUACAUUUGAACAAACAGAUGAUAUUACCCUAAUAGUACAGA